Molecule: messenger RNA, 2520 nt
Organism: Myripristis murdjan (pinecone soldierfish)
Lineage: Eukaryota; Metazoa; Chordata; Actinopteri; Holocentriformes; Holocentridae
Gene: lrp3
Product: low density lipoprotein receptor-related protein 3
Exons: 7
Coding region: 121-2481 (786 amino acids)
Cellular component (GO): plasma membrane
Molecular function (GO): protein binding
Source: RefSeq, a predicted model, not a curated record
GUUGUGCUGCUUGCACGGCGCAGCUCGGUGGAAAAUAAAUGCGCAGGCUUCAUUAAAGGCCGCAGAUGCUGAAUAAAAUGUGGGAAAUGUUUCCAAGAUGACAAGAGAAGCCCCUGCACCAUGGGACUGAUGGAGCUGCUGCUCAGAGUGCUGUGCUUCCGCUCCGCUCUGCUCUGUGUAGUGGCCUGUAGUGGGCGUGUGGAGGUUCACACGGAGCGGAGGGGGGCGAUCUACAGCCCCUCGUGGCCUCUCAACUAUCCUGCCGGGGUCAACUGCAGCUGGAGCAUCCAGGGAGGCCAGGGAGAGGCCAUCACCAUCAGUUUCCGCAACUUUGACGUGGAGGAGUCAGGCGGGUGUUUGGGCGACUGGCUCCUGCUGACACCCACGUGGAACGGAGAGUCCAGGCUGUGUGGCUCCACGCUGCCUCCUCCCCUCAUCUCCACCAGGGGGCGUAUUUGGCUGUACUUCCACUCUCGGGCCAACAGCUCAGGUCAGGCCCAGGGGUUCCGCCUCUCCUACAUCAGAGGGCACCUUGGCCAGAGCAGCUGUCUGUCAGAUGAGUUCCUAUGUGGGAAUGGGAAGUGUCUUCCACGAUCUUGGAAGUGUAACGGCUUGGAUGAAUGCGGCGAUGCCACUGAUGAACAUAGCUGCUCCCCCCCGCCCACUGAGGCGCGGGCUGGCCUUUGCCCCCCUGGUGCCCUGCCCUGCACUGAGGCUCAAUCAACCCGCUGUUUGCCCCCCUCCCUGCGCUGCAACGGAGCCAUGGAUUGCCCCGACGGCACCGAUGAGCUAGGCUGCCCUGACACUGCAUGUGGCAAGCGUCUGGGGAAUUUCUACGGCUCCUUCGCUUCGCCUGAUUUCUUUCGGGCCAAUCGGAGUGCCGGGGCAGAGCUGCGGUGUUCUUGGCUGCUGGACACCCAGGACCCCAAACCCAUCGUGCUGCGGCUGGACUUACAGCUGGGCCUCGGGGACUCGUUGCAUGUCUAUGACGGCCUCGUGCAGCGGGCAGAGCACCUGCUGCAGGUGUUGUCGCACCAUAACAACCGGCACCCGACCCUGCUGGAGUCUAGCCGAGGACAGAUGAGUGUGUUGUACCUGGCCCAGCCUCACAGCCAAGGGCACGGCUUCAACGCCACCUACCAGGUCAAAGGUUACUGCUUCCCCGGUGAACGCCCCUGUGGCAGCGAGCAGGGCUGUUACUCCGAACGACAGCGCUGCGAUGGCUACUGGCAUUGCCCAUCUGGACGUGAUGAGGAGGCCUGCCCGACGUGCCCGGAUGGGGAGUACCCCUGCGAGGGCAGUACUGGAGUAUGCUACCCACCCUCCGAGCGCUGCAACAACCAAAAGAGAUGUCCGGAUGGGUCAGAUGAGAAGAACUGCUAUGAGUGCCAGCCCGGAAACUUCCACUGUGGAACCAACCUCUGCAUCUUCGAGACGUGGCGCUGUGACGGCCAAGAGGACUGCUUAGAUGGGAGCGAUGAAAGAGACUGCCUGGCGGCGGUGCCCCGGAAAGUGAUCACAGCUGCCCUGAUCGGCAGCCUGGUCUGCAGCCUGCUGCUGAUCAUUGCUCUCAGCUGUGCCUUCAAACUGUACUCCCUCAGGAGCAGAGAGUACAGAGCCUUUGAGACUCAGAUGACUCGGCUGGAGGCGGAGUUUGUUCAGCGAGAGGCUCCGCCCUCUUAUAGUCAGCUGAUUGCCCAGGGCCUCAUCCCUCCAGUGGAGGACUUCCCUGUAUACAACCCCACUCAGGCCUCAGUGUUACAGAACCUGCGGUCAGCAAUGCGUCGGCAGAUCAGGCGUCACUCAUCAAGGCGCUCUUCCUCCUCCCGGCGGCGUCUCGGGCAUCUGUGGAAUCGCUUGUUCCACCGUGGAUCCCGAGCCAGAGGCCACGCUCCCCUGCUGGACCCCCCAGGUCCCACGCAGAUCCACCUGGGUCUCCACAGCUACCGCACUGUGGAAGAGCAGGAGCCCAGCAGCUUACCAACUGCAACCCCAUCCCCAGUCCCAGCCGCAGCCCCAGCCCUGGGUUCCUGCUUCUCAGCUGCCACGGAUGUCGAACUCCAACCCUCCGAGUCCCCUGCCUCACCGCUCUCUUCCCCGUCAGCUUUGGACAGUCCAGAGGACGAGGAGCUAUCACCAGGGUCACCUUUGAGCGGUGUCAGCAGAGAAAGCAGCAGGGCCUCCCAAUCUGAGCCCACCACCCCUAGUCAGAGUUACUCUUUGGCUCCUGGUGGACCACCCCCUAUAUCCCAGGAUGGGUUCUCGCACCCCUACCGCUGCCGGACAACCAGGAAGCUGGUUCUUGACCUGGCAGUUAACCUGAGGGGUGUUGCCCUGCGGCGCUACUCCCCCCUAGGACCCUUGUCGCCUGUGUCACCCUCCGCAGUCAGCAGUGGCCCUCAGAUACCCAGAACCCAGGGCCCAACCCAGGGGCAGGAGGGGACAUUGCCAACCACCGAGUCCUCAUCUUCCCCUGACUGAGUACAGCACUCUGCUCAAGUGUCCUGGAUCAAGACACUG